AUGUACGGAGUUGCGGGCUUUCUGCGUCGACGUGCAGCUGCCUCGAGUGCAGCAGUCGGCGCUGUGACCUCACACAGUCCAAGAACGUUCGCCAUGAACCGGAUGGGACAGGUCAAGCCUUGCGAUUUCUCGUCCGCCAUGUACGGAGUUACGUGGUUUCUGGGCCGACGUGCAGCGGCCUCAGAUGCAGCAGUCGGGGCUGUUACCUCAGUUCUGGCUCAGCAGAUGCCUGCCCGUAUGGCCAACAAGAAGAAGCCCGAGACGACCCAUGAAGUUGCCCACGCCUACAUGACCACGCCUGGAGCACAUGUGCAGCCUGGUUGGUCGUACUCCUCCCUCAAAACGGACGAGACAUACCUCAGCCAGAUGAGCAUGGAAACAUUGGCAAGCAGAUACGCCCACAUUCCCGCAGAACAUAUGCCUCGCGUUCUGGAAGUCCUUGCCGCUACUCACGAGCUGCCUGAGCGAUUCGCCAAGCAGUUGAUGCUAAUUCCCCUCACAGGGGAAGGCAUCGUCGGACACCGCCAGUUCUCUCUGAGCAAUGGCAAGCUGACUGGAGACUACCUGAAGUACUACAUCUACAAGGCCGACGACGGCCUCUUCCGCAUCAACAUGGCAACAGCUAAGGCUUCGCAAGAGUGGCAGAACAAGUCCGAUAACUUCACGGUCAGGACCACGAGUACCUUUUGCGGGAUCAGCUGGCAGGUGUCAGAGCAGGAGGUCCAGAACGGGGUUGUGUGCUUGUCCGAGAAUCAUCAAAAGCACCUGGCCGCAAAGUUUGAGCGGGAAGCAGUCCAGAAGUUUGCGGGUGAUUUCCCGCAGCCCGCCUAA
Symbiodinium natans is the source of this 831-nucleotide messenger RNA. Lineage: Eukaryota; Dinophyceae; Suessiales; Symbiodiniaceae. The record is from the annotation of a GenBank genome assembly.